AUGUUUGUUAUCAUUUUAGGGGGAGCAGCAACAAAUCAUAGACAUAAACCUCGUCGUUUAUCUACACCGGAAAGUGUUGCUGAAAAAAGUAACGAUGAAAAUGAAGGUAGCAGUAUUAUCUCAAGUCAUAAAAGAUCUACUAAUAAUAAUCUAAUAAAUCCAACAACAAUGAUUCAACGUGGUGAACCACUAAUAUCUCAUAAUAAACCUCCACCGCCUGUUAUAGAAGAAAAUAAAACCACUAGUAAAUUUACUUCAACAGCUGUUGGAAAUAAUUUACCAACAUCAUCAAUAUUUACAUUAACUGAACCACUACCGUCAUCAAAAACAAAAAAAAUUGUCAAAGAAUUAGAUGAAAAGUGGCAAGAUAUGUUUGAUACAAAUGAUAAUAAUAAAAAACAAGAUACAACAAAAGAUGAUUUAUUAGCAAAAUUAACAUCUGCCACACCACCUACAUCGUCAUCGAAAUCUAUCGUCCAUGCGGAUGAUAAAAAAACGACAACGACAAAAAUAAAUAAACCUCUUGAACGUACAAAUAGUCGUGGCUAUGACUUCGAUUUAGUAACAAUGAAUUUACAUGAAGGACGACCAGCCAAUGCUACGUUUGUGAAUAAAACAGAUCCAUUUGAAUCAAUAUUUAAUACAAAUACAAAAACAUCUACAACAACAACAAAUCAACAUGAUUUGAAUGAUAUAUUUGCGAGUAAAACGACGACGAAUACGACGAAAGAACAGAAAACUGAUUUAUUCGAUUCGUUAUUCGGACCACCACAAUCAACAAAAACGACCACUUCCGAUACUAUCACCCCAUCAUCGAUAAAAACAAAUUCAAAUAGUUCAAAAAGCGACAAAUUACAACGUCCAAAAAUUGUGACAAAUGCAAAUCGUUCAGUACCGAAUAAUAACAGAGCAGUAGUAGAGGAAGUAGAAGAGUUUAUUCUUUGA
Didymodactylos carnosus is the source of this 945-nucleotide messenger RNA. NCBI's taxonomy places the organism in Eukaryota, Metazoa, Rotifera, Eurotatoria, Philodinida, Philodinidae. The record is from the annotation of a GenBank genome assembly.